UCCAGCUUUGGUAUAUAAAGAAGGUCUUCACCACCCAUCCUUCUCUAUUCUUUUCUCAUCCAGCAGCGAAUCAUUCACUCCUUUUCGAAGUCCAACUUCCUGUCAUUCCUUGUUAAUACUUACUAUACCUUAAUCAACAUACUUUCCUCUCUUAUUUUCCUAUCACGCAAAUCAUCACAAUGAAGGCUGCUUUCCUCGCUGUUCUCGCCGCUCUGGCCACUUCCACCAUCGCCGCCCCUGCCGGCAGCUUGUCUGAGCUCACUCAGGUCACCAAGUCUAUCUCCUCUUCCGGCUCUUCUGUCUCCAGCGGCGCCGUUGCUCCCUCUGGUGCUGCCGGCUCUGCUAGCGGCCAUGUCGUUCAGGACCUGGGCGGCAAUGUCAAGCAGAUCCUCACCGUCACUGGACCUGAUGCCAAGCAGCUCCUCAUCGAGUUGAGCCCUGAUGUCACUGGUCUUCUCUCCAGCCUCGGCCUGCCCGGCGUCGGAGUCGCUGUUGGCAGCGUUGUUCAAUCUGCUUCUAGCCUCGGUGACCUGCUGACCGACCUCGCUCAGCCCCUCGAGGGUCUGCUCACCGUUGUUGGUCAGGAUGGCGGUGUUCUUCUCAUUCAGCUCGACCCCUCCGUCACCGCUCUUGUCUCCGGUCUCGGCCUGCCUGGUGUCGGUACCCCAGUCGGAACUGUUGUCGGUACUCUGGGUCAGAACCUGAAGCGCUCCAACGGCGAGAUUGUUCAGGAUCUUGCCCCCCAGGUCAAGAACGUCCUUGAGGUCACCGGCCCUAACGCCAAGCGCCUUCUCGUCCAGCUUAGCCCCUCUGUCGCUUCCCUCGUCGCCAAUCUCGGUCUCCCCAGUGUUGGCACCUCGGUUGGCAGCAUCGUCAAGACCGCUGGCAGCAUCGGUGACCUUCUCAAGGACCUCAGCACCCCCGUCGAGCAGCUCCUCACCGUUGUUGGUCAGGAUGGCUCCUAUCUUCUCAUUCAGCUGUCUCCUGAAGUUACUGGCCUCGUCAGCAGCCUCGGACUUCCUGGUGUUGGCACCUCGGUCGGCACUAUUGUCGGCACUGUUGGUGACAACCUGUAAAUGGGAACCAUGCUUGGUGGACGCCGCGCCAAUAUUCGACCUGUUCCAGAUACCCUUUCUCUUUUCGAUAACGUCGGUGUGAUGGCCCGAUGGGUAACCGACCAUGUAUAGCAACGAACAAGCUACAGUGUAUCUAUCUCAUUCUGGUGUAUCUAUGCGAUCCAGCCGGGGGUGUCGGUUUUGCAUAUAUUGGGAGAAACCCCAG
This is a messenger RNA of Aspergillus brunneoviolaceus CBS 621.78, 1281 nucleotides long. RefSeq lists its product as uncharacterized. The coding region runs from base 180 to 1076 and encodes 298 amino acids. The record is from RefSeq and is a predicted model, not a curated record. The transcript is spliced from 2 exons. Lineage: Eukaryota; Fungi; Ascomycota; Eurotiomycetes; Eurotiales; Aspergillaceae.